Molecule: messenger RNA, 1215 nt
Organism: Vicia villosa (hairy vetch)
Lineage: Eukaryota; Viridiplantae; Streptophyta; Magnoliopsida; Fabales; Fabaceae
Exons: 3
Coding region: 1-1215 (404 amino acids)
Source: RefSeq, a predicted model, not a curated record
AUGGAAACAAAAGGCCGUAAACCGUUCUUCCUCAAUUUCAAGAAAGUGCCAACACAAUUGAAGAUUUUCUGCGACAACGUCUCUGGCUCUCUCAAAUUCAGUGAUUCUCUCAAUACACUCAUAAGUUUGUUAGUACCAUCCUUGGAAGAAUUCUCCUACUUGCUUGGACUCCCUGUGCUUAAUAAAAUUCCUUAUACUGGUAAAGAAGAAGAGCCUAAGUUGGAAGUCAUUGCUGCUGCCCUGCACUUGCCAAGAUCAGAAAUUGAGAAGGUUUGGAUUAGUAAGAAAGAGUAUUCUGGAUUACCCCUUGAUUUCCUCUACGAAAAAGCGGAGAUUCUUGCUAAAGCUUCAAGUAUGGAUGCCUUAGAAGCUGUGUUGUCUCUCUUAAUUUAUGGACAAGUUUUGUUUUUCCAUUAUGACAAAAUUGUUGAUGUGGCUGCUAUCAAUAUAUUCCUUAGCAAGAAUCCGCUUUCUUUCGACGACAUCCUAUGGUACCAAAAGAAGUUUGAGGGAACCUUGUUAUUUGAUAGUUGUGGAGAUUUACCUAAUAUACCUCUUCUUAGUGUUCGUGGAGGAAUAACUUAUAAUCCCAUUCUAGCUCGACAUCAGUUUGGCUUUGCCUUGAAGGAUAAACCGCGUUCUUUGUAUCUUAGUGCAGAAUAUUUCCAUUAUGAUUCCGACAAAGAGAAGAAGAGAGACCUUUUCAUCAAAGCUUGGAAGAAAGUAAAGAAAGUUGGCGCAAAGGAUAUAGGAAGGAGAAAUUAUAUGCCAUGGGAUCCAUAUUUCCAAUGGGUUUAUGAUCGAGUUAUGGAAUUUGGGAUGCCUUAUCCAUCUGAUACGCCCAUAGUUUCAAGGGUAGCUCCUCCUGCUGCCCCAAUUGCAUUUGAGCCAUAUAUUCCUGCUCCAAAUGAAGACCUGGUUGCAACUGUUAACCGACUGAAAAGGGAAAGGGAAGACUUUGAGAGACGCUUACUGAAAGUGGAAGCUGAAAAAGAGGUGUUAAUACAAGAUGCCAAAGAGAGAGAGACUUUACUUGAUUACUUUUCCCGCAAAUGGAAGAUUGAAGAUUUUGUUUCUCCAGAUCAGAUUAAUUCAUGGGAAAACGAAAUUUCUAGGCUCGUUCAAGAAAGAGAGGAAAUGAUCAAGGCACACAAGGAAGAAGUCCGAGUCCUAAAGAGGAGGCGUCGUCAGGAAGACAAAAAUCCUGGAAUUUAG